AUGGCCGCCACAAAAUACUUGUGUAAUUUGUGGAGGAGUCUGUGAGCUGGUGAACUUCAGACCAUGGAAUUCAAGAAUCAAGCCAAUCCAGCUCAGGAAAAUCUCCAUGAGAGCAAAGAGUGUUACCAAAGAUGGCGGUGCUACUUGGUUCCGGAGCUGAAGUUCUACCUCAUGGCUAUUCUAUAUGUCAUGAUGUUCUCCCAUGCAGUGGCAUAUGAUCCGUUGGAUCCAACUGGAAACAUAACGAUCAAAUGGGAUGUAAUGUCUUGGACAGCAGAUGGUUAUGUGGCUGCAGUGACAAUGAACAACUUUCAAAUGUAUCGGGGCAUCAUGAGCCCCGGGUGGACUCUAGGAUGGAAUUGGGCUAAGAAAGAAGUAAUCUGGACGAUGGUAGGAUCUCAAACCACAGAGCAAGGUGACUGCUCCAAGUUCAAAGGAGGCGUACCUCACUGCUGCAAGAGGAAUCCCACAGUAGUUGACUUUCUCCCUGGAGUUCCUUACAAUCAACAGUUCUCCAACUGCUGCAAGGGCGGUGUGUUGGCAGGUUGGGCACAGGAUCCUACAAGUUCUGUUUCUGCGUUUCAGGUGAGUGUUGGGCUCGCUGGAACUUCUAAUAAAACAGUGAAGCUGCCCAAGAACUUCACCUUGCUUGGUCCGGGUCCAGGGUACACUUGUGGACCUGCAAAGAUCGUGCCAUCCACGGUCUUUCUCACGCCUGAUCGCAGGCGGAAAACUCAAGCACUUAUGACAUGGAAUGUUACAUGCACUUAUUCACAGUUUCUUGCCUCUAAGAAUCCUAGUUGCUGUGUUUCCUUUUCAUCCUUCUACAAUGAUUCAAUCACCCCUUGCCCAUCUUGUGCUUGUGGUUGCCAGAACAAAAAAAAUUGUAUCAGGAGCGAUUCAAAGCUGUUACACAAGGCAGGGAUAAACACUCCAAAGAAGGACAAUACACCAUUGCUGCAGUGCACACAUCAUAUGUGCCCUAUACGGGUGCACUGGCAUGUGAAGCUCAACUAUAAGGACUAUUGGCGUGUGAAGGUUGCCAUUACUAAUUUCAACUACCGGAUGAACUACACACAGUGGUCACUUGUGGCGCAGCAUCCCAAUCUCAACAAUGUCACCCAAGUCUUUAGUUUUGACUACAAGCCUCUUGUCCCCUAUGAAUCCAUAAAUGAUACUGGUAUGUUCUAUGGCAUGAAAUUCUACAAUGACCUGCUAAUGGAAGCUGGGCCCCAAGGAAAUGUCCAGUCUGAACUGCUUAUGCAGAAGAACAAGGACACAUUUACAUUCAAGAACGGAUGGGCAUUUCCUCGGAAAGUCUACUUCAAUGGCGACGAAUGUAAGCUUCCCCCACCUGACACAUACCCAUUUCUACCAAACUCUGCUUAUGCAAAGCCAGUCGCAAUUUCAACUCUAGCAGCCUCCCUGUUCUUGUUAGCAUUGGCCAUAUGGUGAUCACUAGUUUAUGGGGGCAUCGAUGCUUUCCUGAAAUUUUUAAUUGAGUCUCGACCAUCACUUAUAACAGGUACAUAUAUCACACAUUUUAGUGCAGAUCUUUUUCUUUCAUGUAACAUAAGAGUUGAUCAUGUAUUUGGAAUUUGGUAAUGAAAAUGGAGAGCAGCAAGGUAUGAGAAAUCGAACGAAAUCAUAUAUCAACUAUGAUAUCUUCAUCAAAUUCCUUA
This is a messenger RNA of Corylus avellana, 1682 nucleotides long. Its product is annotated as COBRA-like protein 4. Gene Ontology annotation, cellular component: plasma membrane. Gene Ontology annotation, biological process: plant-type cell wall cellulose biosynthetic process; cellulose microfibril organization. Lineage: Eukaryota; Viridiplantae; Streptophyta; Magnoliopsida; Fagales; Betulaceae. The record is from RefSeq and is a predicted model, not a curated record.